This is a messenger RNA of Lactuca saligna, 1742 nucleotides long. Lineage: Eukaryota; Viridiplantae; Streptophyta; Magnoliopsida; Asterales; Asteraceae. The record is from the annotation of a GenBank genome assembly.
AUUUUAUUAAAAUCUUUCCCAUUUUGGUCAAUUUUAUGAUUUUCUCUUUAUUUGGAGGUUUCUAAAUAUAAAAUUUCCAGGUUAUCGAACACAAGCGUUGAGAUUGACGGUUAGCGGGUCGCCUGGGAGCGUAAAUUGGGUUGCAGAAACCCGAACCCGGAUUCAACGAGGCGAGUGUUUUACUUUUAGGAACCAACAGCCAACUGCAAUCAUAAGAGGAAGAUAUAUCUUUCCCUCUUUCCUCUAAAUCUUGGAAGAUCAGAAGCUCCGUUCGUGAUCUCACAACUUCAAUAACAAUGGCGACAAGGUACUGGAUAGUUUCUCUUCCCGUUCACAGCUCCGCCACUUCUCUAUGGAGUCGCUUACAAGAAUCCAUCUCCAAAAAUUCCUUCGACACUCUUCUCUACAGGUUCAAUAUCCCAAAUCUUCGCGUUGGUACACUCGAUUCGUUGUUAGCCCUCAGCGAUGAUCUACUCAAGUCGAAUACGUUUAUCGAAGGAUGUUCUCAUAAGAUACGGCGUCAGAUUGAAGAUUUGGAGAAGGCUUCGGGAAUUCUCGCUAGCUCCUUGACUGUCGAUGGGGUUCCGGUGGAUUCAUAUCUCACCAAAUUUGUGUGGGAUGAGGCUAAGUAUCCAACAAUGUCUCCUCUUAAGGAGAUUGUGGAUGGUAUUCAUGUGCAAGUAGCCAAGAUAGACGAUGACCUUAAGGUUCGUAUUGCUGAGUAUAACAAUGUUCGCAGUCAACUCAAUGCAAUCAACAGAAAGCAGACUGGAAGCUUAGCUGUUCGUGAUCUGUCCAAUUUGGUAAAACCGGAGGACAUAUUCACUUCAGAACAUUUGGUUACUCUCAUUGCUGUUGUCUCCAAGUUUUCCCAGAAGGAUUGGUUGUCAUGCUAUGAAACAUUAACAACUUAUGUGGUCCCUAGAUCCUCCAAGAAUCUACAUGAGGAUAAUGAGUAUGCUCUCUAUACUGUGACAUUAUUCAAUCGUGAUGCUGACAAUUUCAAAAUUAAGGCACGCGAAAGAGGAUUUCAAAUUCGUGAUUUUGAAUAUAAUUCGGAAACUCAAGAGAGUCGGAAACAGGAGCUUGAAAAACUGAUGCAAGAUCAGGAAUCCCUGAGAAGCUCUCUUUUGCAAUGGUGUUAUACCAGUUAUGGAGAGGUAUUCACUUCCUGGAUGCACUUCUGUGCUGUCCGCUUAUUUUCCGAGACCAUUUUGAGAUACGGCUUGCCCCCUUCCUUUUUGUCUGUUGUAUUGUCACCAUCUGUGAAAAACGAGAAGAAAGUACGUACACUCCUGGAAACCCUAUGCGACAGUUCCAACAGCACGUUUUGGAAAACGGACGAAGAAGCAAGCAUGGGUGGGUUGGGCGGUGAAGCUGACACUCAUCCCUAUGUCUCCUUCACUAUUAAUCUCAUAUGAAACUCGUGUUGAGGUGAGAGAGACAGAAAGAGAGAGAUGGUGUUGACUCUUGUUUUUUCUUGAUUGGGUUAUUAACCCGAUUUUAGUUGGAGACGCGGGUGUAUUGAUUGUUUGACGUUUAACGUUUGAUUUUGAAAUUUGUUUUGUUUAUUUAUUGUACUACAAUAUCACUAUGUAUAAAAAGGAUUAUGUACGCACCAAGAGUGAAGUCUUUGGCAAACAAAUUGUACAAAAAGCAAAUAAAUUGUGCUUUAAAAGGAUCAUUUGCUCGUGUAAAAUAAAGUGAGUAACUUAAUAUACUAGAAGGUGCGGAUUGAGGUC